Molecule: messenger RNA, 3709 nt
Organism: Exophiala xenobiotica
Lineage: Eukaryota; Fungi; Ascomycota; Eurotiomycetes; Chaetothyriales; Herpotrichiellaceae
Exons: 4
Coding region: 109-3162 (1017 amino acids)
Molecular function (GO): protein binding
Source: RefSeq, a predicted model, not a curated record
CGCUCAAUAACCUAGAGUCCGUCACGGUAAGAAGUCUGCUACACUACCGGGUAGACACUUUUGCUUCACUCGUGUUUGUCGAAUGCAUCUCCCAUUGUGCUGUGGGCAAUGGCAGAGGUUGCGCCGCCUCGCCCGAUUCCAGUACGAGGUCCAGGUUCAGGUCCAGGUCCAUGUCCCGGUCCAGGCGCAAGUUUGUUCAUGGCCGAGGCUGUUGGAACCUUGAACCAUAAUCACCACCACCACCACCACCACCACACAAAUCGUCCACCAACCAUCAACAUCAGCGACCAUGACUCGGGAACUGCUACCAACGUCACCCCACUUCCAAAUACGAAUACUGUUCGCAACUCUACCCAUGUCUAUAAUUUAGGCCUGAAUCCAGCAUCAUCGGCCGAUAUGAGUCCUGUCCUUAGCUCCUCAGAGGCGCAAGCCGCCAAUGGUGAGCAGGUCCAGGUCCUUGACCCAAUCUCACGGCAAAUUCGAGAGCGCACUCACCAGCAGAGCAGGCAGCCUCAAAUCCAACAGAGCGGUGUGCCCUCCAAAUCCACUUAUGCGGAAUCCGGUCCAUCCGAAGACCUAUACUCGGGCAGAAUGUCCUCCGACCCGGUGCCUCUGCGGAGAGUCGAUAGCGGUGCUAGUAGCAACAAGUUAAGCAAGGACAAGAAGAAAGGAGUAUCGUUCCUAAGUCGCAUCAUGGGCGGCCCCAAGAAACGCGAUUCAAUGGACCUGCGUGACGAUACUGUUUCAGAGCUCGCCGACGAUCGUUCCGCCGGCGUCGAGGCCGAGGUAUUUUCCCAGCCUGUUGGCUUCAUACCAAAGUUCCCCGCUCCUCCACGAUACAUCAAGGUCAAAGCUCAGUAUGGGAAAGAGAAGGACUUUGACCGGCUUUUUCUAGCUCAGAUAGCGCUCGACACACCAAGGACGAAGUCGAGGAAGACGUCGAUUGACUCCAAGAUCCACGACAUCAAAGAUACUCCCGUCACCCAGCCGAGUCCGGCAACCAGUACCACGAAUUCUGCCAUAUGGGCGAUGGAAUUUUCAAAAGAUGGGAGAUACCUUGCUGCUGCUGGGCAGGAUAAGAAGUUGAGAGUGUGGGAAGUCAUAGCCACCCCUGAGGACCGUGAUGCCGAGGACAAGCUGGCCGAGUCCGAUCAUGAUGGAGACAAGAUGAAGCUCAAUGCGCCAGUUUUCAAGAGCAAGCUCGCGCGGGAGUAUGAUGGCCACACCUCGAGUAUACUGGAUCUCAGCUGGAGCAAGAACAACUUCCUGCUCUCUUCAUCCAUGGAUAAGACAGUCCGAUUAUACCAUGUCAGCCGAGCAGAAUGCUUGUGCGCCUUCAAGCAUAAUGACUUUGUCACUUCGAUACAAUUUCACCCACGAGAUGAUCGUUUCUUCCUGGCUGGCUCGCUGGACUCCAAGUUGCGGCUGUGGAGUAUACCGGACAAGAAUGUGGCGUACUGGGCCCAAGUGCCUGACAUGGUGACUGCUGUGGCCUUUACUCCCGACGGAAAGACCGCCAUCGCCGGCUGUCUUAACGGCCUAUGCAUACUCUACGACACUGAAGGCCUGAAAGCACAUUCGCAAAUACACGUCCGGUCGGCACGAGGUAAAAAUGCAAAGGGGAGCAAGAUCACUGGCAUUGAUACCAUUGCCUUGCCAAAAGACGGUGCUCAACCAGAUGUCAAGCUUUUGAUCACCAGCAAUGACUCACGUAUACGCAUGUACAACCUGAAGGAUAGGACACUGGAGGUGAAGUUCCGUGGAAACGAGAAUUCCUGCAGCCAAAUACAUGCCUCGUUCAGCGAUGAUGGGAAGUAUGUGAUCUGUGGCAGUGAGGAUCGAAAGGUGUACAUAUGGCCUACUUCGGUUCAGGAGAGGCUCGAUAAUGAUAAGCGACCGAUGGAAGUGUUCGAGGCGCAUUCGGCAAUUGUCACAACUGCGCUGCUAGCUCCUGAGAAAACGCGGAGAUUGCUUGCACAGUCUGGAGAUCCUCUGUACGACCUUUGCAAUCCUCCGCCGGUGACUUUGUUCAGUCGUGCAGACUCGGUCAUCUCAUCCCGUGCGCCUACGAAUAAUAGCUCGGAUGAAAAGAAUCCGCUCUCUGAGAAGCGACUGUCCGGAUCUCCCAGGCGCGCCCCCGAGACCCCGGCCUACCUUGCCCGACAUUCUCAUUCGGGAGGUCAGAUCAUCGUGACAGCGGAUUAUACUGGUCAGAUCAAGGUCUUCCGGCAGGAUUGUGCGUUUCAGAAACGAAAACACGAAUCCUGGGACGGGGGCUCGACCUUCUCCAAAAAAAUGCUUGGUCGGAGCGGUUCUGUCAACACUCGAACAUCCGGGGCUUCCUCGACUCGUCGAAGUUCAUUUGUCAUGGGCUCGAAAAACCAGUCUACCGAUCGCAUCUUGAGCUGGAGAAAUUCCGUGAACGCCACGAACGGCGGCAAUGGUACAGCCGCUAGCAUGGUCGAAAUCCGCGGGUCCUUGAGCAACGACCGGUCACGUAGCGCGUCGCCGAAGAAAUUGAUCUCGCACCGACUCUCGAUGCGCAAAACCUCACCACCGAACAAGAACGGCCUUCUCUCACCUACCUCUCCAGUAUAUCACUCACCACUUAAUCAGAUACAAAAUGGACCAUCCAUCGCUGUCACGUCACCUACAGCAGAAUCACCCGGAAGCUUUCAUUCCGCCUCGCAAAAGACUCCCGAAUACGAAACCCACAUUGCACACACAAAUAUCGUACCUAUCAGAACGAAUCCUAGCCCGUCAGGUCUGCCGCACAACGACCCUCUUCUCUUAAUGGACCAACAAUCCUUCAUGGCAUGGGACAUGCGAAAUACGCUUGCGCCCAUGGCAAAACACGCUCCUCGAUCGCCGGGAUAUCAGGGACUCGAUGGAAAUCCGCUCUCGCGCGCAGGAAGCUAUGUCAGUCAGUUGAGUAGCGAGGUUGCUAGUUCUGAGCAGGGAGCGAACAGCGCAAAUGUAAGUGUGCACGAUGGUGAUGAUGAGCGAGCCGAGAAAAGCCGCAAAUCCCGGUCGAGGCGGCGAAGUAGCGCUGGCAGUGAGGGUGAUUUGCGUUGUCGAAAAUGUGGCAAUAAGACAUUCAGAGCGACAAUGACAGAUAAGGGCCAGAGCAUCCGUUGUAAGAAGUGUGGUACGGUCGUGUGAAGAGCAGGAGACGUUGAGAUUCCACGCCUUUGACGACAGGACUCUGAUGGAACUCCCUUAGCACAACGGCCAGCAUGGCCAAAUCUUUGCAGCCGGCUGGGAGAGUUGACCUUAUUGAGCUCGGAUUCUGGACUACCACGAUUUUGCCUACGACUGUCCGAGUACCUUUGAGACGACUCAUGCAUGAUUGCGACAGCGAAGUGUGCAAAGCAGGGUUGCCGAUGCUCACCCUUACCGGAUGCUAUACAAAAUGCUCCAUGCAGACUGCAAUCUGCAAUCUGCUGGCAUCAUAUGACACUGGAAACCAAUGAACACGAAGUUUAUGAUAACGAACAAACAAAAUACCUCAUCACAGCCUUGCCUUCAGGUGACUGCUACAGCAGGGACAAGAGGGUCAAAGGCGGGGGAAGAGAAGAAGACGGGACAGACGUCUUGAUUCUGGAUAUCUGGAUAUUGUAUAUUGUAUACUGUAUACUAUGGGUCAACAGACAUAUUUGAAAUGUGAAUAUAUGCUCCGUACGGAGUAAGAACAAGCAUUAAAAACUUG